AUGACGUAUGAGGCUGAAAGAGUGAAAGAAAAAGGUGCAGAUGAGAGUGAGGUUAUUGAAGAUCCGAAAGAUGAUACAGAAAAUAAAGCUGAGGUGACCGAAAAAGAUGUUCCCAUGCCUAUACCUCCAUCUCCCUUCCAAAAAAGGUUGGUGAAAAAACUGAAGAGGGAAAAUAUUGCAGAAGCUUUUGAACAGAUGCCUGGGCAUGCAAAAUUCAUGAAAGACUUGGUGAUCAAAAAGAGGGAAGUCAGUUUUGAGAAUGAAGAAAGGUUGCAACAUUGUAGUGCCACUCCCACAAGGUCACUUGUGGCGAAGAAAGAGGAUCCUGGAGCCUUCACUAUUCCUUGUACCAUUGGGAUAUUACACUUUGCGAAAGCUUUAUUUGAUAGAACUGUGAAGAGGCCCAUUGGAGUACUCAAACAUGUCCUUAUGAAAGUGGAGUCAUUCAUUUUUCUGGCGCACUUUGUGAUACUAGAUUGUGAGGUUGAUUUUGAGGUUCCCAUGAUCUUAGGGAAACCAUUUUUUGGUACUGGGCGUGCGUUGGUCAAAAUGGAGAGAGGGCAGAUGAAGUUUCGAUUAAACAAUGAGGAGGUAAAUUUUAACAUUUGUAGGUAUAUGAAGUAUGAAAGUGAUCUUAAGUCGGUAUCAGUGGUAAAUCAUAUGGUGGAGCAAGAAUCUGAAGUGUCCAUUGAAGUACUAGCUGUGAUAAUGAAUUUUGACAAUGAUGGUAUUGAUGACUAUGAUGAGCUAGUUGUUUCACUUGAUAGGUUCGAGUUUCAUUUCAAGCCAAAACGAAUGGAAUUAGACAUCAAGAAUAGAGACACCCCACCUGAAAAAUCGUCUGUUGAUGAGCCUUCAAAACUGGAAUUUCAGGUUCUUUCAUCCCACUUGCAGUACAUAUUCUUGGGACAAAAUAGCACUUUACAUGUAAUCAUUGUUGCUGACUUGAGUGAAGGGCUAGAGGCCUUGGUAUCGGUACUGAAGUAG
This is a messenger RNA of Solanum tuberosum (potato), 987 nucleotides long. RefSeq lists its product as uncharacterized. The record is from RefSeq and is a predicted model, not a curated record. Lineage: Eukaryota; Viridiplantae; Streptophyta; Magnoliopsida; Solanales; Solanaceae. The coding region runs from base 1 to 987 and encodes 328 amino acids. The transcript has 3 exons.